This is a messenger RNA of Symbiodinium natans, 1038 nucleotides long. The record is from the annotation of a GenBank genome assembly. NCBI's taxonomy places the organism in Eukaryota, Dinophyceae, Suessiales, Symbiodiniaceae.
AUGGAGCCGGCAGUCUUCGUCACGGAGCUCCGCCACAGGUUACUGGUUGCCGACGCUGCCGAAGACACCUGGUGUCCCAAGUGCGAUGGCGUGCUUGACCGGCAUUCCUUGCACGCGGGCAGUUGUGUUGCAGGCGGGGAAAGGACGCUGCGGCACAACGCCGUGCGCAACUUGGUGUGCUCCUGGGCUGAACGUGGCGUCUUACAGCCUGAGCGGGAACGAGCUGGUCUUCUUCUUCCCCAACGCCCCGACGAAGCUGCGCUGGCUCGACGCAGACCCGCUGACGUCUUCUUGCCCGCUUUCCGAGGCACUCCCACCGCCCUUGACUUUGCCGUGACUGUCAGCGGUUGGAGUCCCUCGCGGAGGCGGGGCGAGAAGCGGCAGCGGCUGCGGCUGCGUAUGCUACAGUCAAGGCGGCGCACAUGGGGACUGCGGAUGACUGCGCUCGUCAGGGUGUCAAGUUCCAGCCCAUGGUGCUCGAGAGCCGCCUGGGACAAGCAGGCUGCGCGGGUUCUGUGGGACAUCGCUCGAGCGGUGGCUACGCGCGAGGGCGAGGGCGCAGAGACGCUGCAUGGAUACCUCUUGCAGAGAGCUCUGCAUUGCGGUCAGGAGCCACCGUGCCCGAGCCGUGUUGCGCCGCCGGGCCUGGGCGACUGGGCGGUCUGGAAAUCCUGUCUCGCAUUUGCACCAGUUGGCUUGUACGAGCCUCUGCAUGCCUGGUCUUCGCACCGCCCUCAGAAGCCGGGGUGGUUGCGCAUGCUGGCUUGCACGAGCCCUCUGCAGCAAGAGCCUUCCCUGCUGAUGCUCUUGCCACGUGCGGCUGCGGGCUGCGUGCCUCGCCGCGUUGAAGAGAUGGUGCCUGCCGAGCCCCAAGGCGACCUCAUGAGGAGUAAUACCCGCCUUUUCCCUGAACUCGGUUUGUACGACAGCAGCGCACGGUUACCUCAGUUAGUUGCUUUGUUCCGUGGCCAGAAGGCCGAGAUCCACAAUGACCAGUGGAACGAGCCUGCAAUCUUGUACUGCCAAUCACGCAGGUGA